This is a messenger RNA of Galendromus occidentalis (western predatory mite), 909 nucleotides long. Its product is annotated as histidine-rich protein PFHRP-II. The transcript has 4 exons. The record is from RefSeq and is a predicted model, not a curated record. The coding region runs from base 64 to 690 and encodes 208 amino acids. Lineage: Eukaryota; Metazoa; Arthropoda; Arachnida; Mesostigmata; Phytoseiidae.
GUACGGCAUCGUCGUCGUGGCCUGUCAUCGUUCGUCCUGGUGGUAGUAGUCUCACCGUCUGCAAUGCGUCCAGUCAAUUUGUUUUUCGCGUCCGUUGUCCUUUUGGCCUGUCAUGUGUCCGCCUUCGGCCACCAUAAGUUGAUCCGACUCAUCCUGGCGAAGAGCAUCAUGAAAACCCCGCUCCACAUCCCGUUGCCUCUACCGAUCCCAAUUGUGGCCCACAAGAAGAAGCACCAUACCCACGUCCAUGAGUUGCACAAGUUCCACGGCCAUCAUCACGGACACCACCAUGGGCACCAUGGACAUCACGAUUUCCUCGAUCACCAUCACGACCAUCACGACCAUCUCGAUCACCACGGUCACCACCACCACGAGGCGAUGUUCUCGGAGCCCAUAGGAUUCGGGCAUGGUCUCAAGGGUCAUUUUGGAGACGUUGAUUUCGGAGGUAAUCACGAUCUUGAGGCCCCUAUCGAAGACUUCGGUCAUAACGACUUCGGGCACGAUGCUCCCAUUCUCGAUCAUGGCCUGAGUGCCGACUUCGGUGGCGACGCCGGUCACGGCAAACUCGAUAUGGGCUUGGAUGCGCCUCUCGAUGCGGCCGACUCCAUAUCUCAUCUUCCCGCAGAUUUCGGACAUUUCGGAGGAGGUCAUGGCGAUCUCCUCGACGCGGCAUCCCUGAAGAAACAUUAGUGGGAGGAAUUUUCGUGGAAAAAAGAAAUUGUGUCUCGUCGUGCGUGAGGACUCUGAGGAAAGUUCAAGCAAGUUUGCAAACAAUCCGGCGUCGGUCGCAGGACUUCUGGUCGCCGGAAACUUCCCUGGAGGAGGAAAUUAUUUAUGUGUGUGCUCAGUGCUCAGUAAUGUUAGUAAUGUUUGUCUGGAAAUCGUUCCCAUCGAAUAAAUGUGUCCUUA